AUGGUGAGCUCGACAUAUAGCAAUGCGUCAGGUAAGGGCUGGAUAGUCCAGAAGUUUGGGGGUACGAGCGUCGGCAAAUUUCCUGACAAGAUUGCCCGUGAUAUCGUCAAGCUGCUUGCAGUCUAUACCAUUUUGAAGGAGGUUGGACUGGCCUACGCCACAUGUUCACCAGAGGAGCAAGUCGCCCUCAUUGAGCAGGCGAAAGGACUCAUCACAGAUAUCUGCAACGACCACGUCUUUGCGGCAGAGGCCUACAUCCAGGACCCCGGUUUAAGAGAAUCUCUUGCUCGCAGGAUCGAGGCUGAGUGCCAGGAGCUUAUUGAAUACAUUGUGGCCGCAAAACGCUUCAACCUCGAGAUCAAUUCAAGAGCCAAGGACCGCGUCAUUAGCUUUGGCGAGAAGCUUGCAUGUCUGUACAUGACGGUUCUCCUGCAGGAUGUCGGAGUUGACGCAGAAUACGUUGAUUUAUGCGACCUGUUGCAUUAUGACGCUUCCGCGCCCGUGGACUCCAGCUUUUACAAAACCGCCUCUACUGCUUUCGCGCGGAAACUCGACACGUGUGGCACUCGGGUACCUGUUGUGACGGGCUUUUUCGGCAAUGUCCCGGGCAGUCUUAUCGACGGCGACAUCGGGCGCGGCUACACGGAUUUGUGCGCGGGACUGUGUGCAGUUGGCCUCAAGGCGGACGAACUGCAGAUUUGGAAAGAAGUUGAUGGCAUAUUUACGGCGGAUCCAUCCAAGGUUCCAACGGCGCGGCUUUUGUCGUCGAUUACGCCGUCCGAAGCCGCCGAAUUGACGUUUUACGGGUCCGAAGUUAUUCACCACCUCACCAUGGAUCAGGUCAUUCGCGCUCAGCCUCCUGUGCCGAUUCGCAUCAAGAACGUCAAGAAUCCACGCGGAAAUGGCACCAUUGUCGUUCCCAAUCCCGUCCUUUCGGCAAGCCACCAGCUGCAUCGCAAUUCUCCGUCAGGGGCACAGUCUUGCAAGACCCCGAAGCGACCUACGGCUGUGACCAUCAAGGAUCACAUGAGCGUCAUAAACGUUCACUCCAACAAGCGCUCCAUAUCGCACGGGUUUUUCGCUCGGGUCUUCUCCAUCCUCGACAAGUACGCCAUCUCGGUCGAUCUCAUCUCCACAUCCGAAGUCCAUGUCUCUCUGGCCAUACACUCUGGAAGUACUCGCGUCGACAACUUCGCCAAUGCAAAGCAGAGCCUGGCUGAGUGCGGCGAAGUCAGCGUCUUGUCCAACAUGGCGAUUCUGAGUCUUGUUGGCGCGGAUAUGAAGAAUAUGAUUGGCGUCGCCGGAAAAAUGUUCUCCACGCUCGGCGAACACAACGUCAACCUGGAAAUGAUUUCUCAAGGUGCCAGCGAGAUAAACAUCUCGUGUGUCAUUGCGGCGCGGGACGCCACGCGGGCGAUGAACGUCCUCCACACGCACCUGUUUACGUUUCUCGAGUGA
Molecule: messenger RNA, 1458 nt
Organism: Metarhizium album ARSEF 1941
Lineage: Eukaryota; Fungi; Ascomycota; Sordariomycetes; Hypocreales; Clavicipitaceae
Product: aspartokinase
Exons: 5
Coding region: 1-1458 (485 amino acids)
Molecular function (GO): aspartate kinase activity
Source: RefSeq, a predicted model, not a curated record